This is a messenger RNA of Grus americana (Whooping crane), 3079 nucleotides long. RefSeq names its product AKT serine/threonine kinase 2 (gene AKT2). Gene Ontology annotation, molecular function: protein serine/threonine kinase activity; ATP binding. Gene Ontology annotation, biological process: protein phosphorylation. The transcript is spliced from 14 exons. The coding region runs from base 377 to 1822 and encodes 481 amino acids. The record is from RefSeq and is a predicted model, not a curated record. NCBI's taxonomy places the organism in Eukaryota, Metazoa, Chordata, Aves, Gruiformes, Gruidae.
UGCGCAGUGCGGCCCCGGGGCGGCGAGCGGGGUCCUUCCCUCUCCGUCCCCCCCGUGUCGUGUCCCCCCCCCCCCCACUCACACAACCUCCUCCCCGUCCGUCUUCGCUUCCUGCGUGCGUGGGCCCGGAGCGGGCGGGGUUUCCGGGAGCGCGGGCGCCGGCGGUGUUGAUAAGGCGGAACGGGGAGGGGGGAACGGGGAGGGGGGACCGGGGGGGGGGGGGAAGCCCCACCGCUACCGGGAUGAGCGUCCGGCGGAGCCUGCGGCGUCCAUGACAGGUCGUCUCCGCUCUCACCGCUUCUUCCGCAGCCGCCGGCGUUAGCCGCCACCUUCCCGGUCCCGCGGCAGAGAGGGGGUUAGAGCCCGCGGCACCACCAUGAACGAAGUGUCGGUCGUGAAGGAGGGCUGGCUGCACAAGAGAGGGGAAUACAUCAAAACGUGGCGUCCCCGCUAUUUCCUGCUGAAAAGCGAUGGUUCCUUCAUCGGCUACAAGGAACGGCCGGAGACGUCCGACCACAGCUUGCCGCCUCUGAAUAACUUCUCGGUAGCGGAGUGCCAGCUGAUGAAGACUGAGCGGCCUCGACCCAACACCUUCGUCAUCCGAUGCUUGCAGUGGACGACGGUCAUCGAGAGGACUUUCCACGUGGACUCUCCCGAAGAGCGCGAGGAAUGGAUGCGAGCCAUCCAGACGGUAGCAAACAGCCUGAAGAACCAGGAACCAGCGACGGACGCGAUGGAUUACAAAUGCGGAUCUCCUAACGACACCACCGGCGCCGAGGAGAUGGAGGUGGCCGUCAGCAAAACCCGCGCCAAGGCCACCAUGAACGAUUUCGAUUACCUGAAGCUCCUGGGAAAGGGAACUUUCGGCAAAGUCAUCUUGGUGCGGGAAAAGGCCACUGGCCGCUAUUACGCCAUGAAAAUCCUACGGAAAGAGGUCAUCAUUGCGAAAGACGAGGUGGCGCACACUGUUACGGAGAGCCGGGUGCUGCAGAACACUAGGCACCCCUUCCUCACUGCGCUGAAAUACGCCUUUCAGACGAACGAUCGCCUUUGCUUUGUCAUGGAGUACGCCAAUGGCGGAGAGCUGUUUUUCCACCUCUCAAGAGAACGCGUCUUCACGGAGGACCGAGCCCGUUUCUACGGCGCAGAAAUAGUCUCUGCACUGGAGUAUUUGCACUCCCGGGACGUGGUGUACAGGGACAUCAAGCUGGAAAACCUCAUGCUGGACAAAGACGGCCACAUCAAAAUCACCGACUUCGGGCUCUGCAAGGAAGGCAUCACGGAUGGAGCCACCAUGAAGACUUUCUGCGGCACUCCCGAGUACCUGGCUCCGGAGGUCCUGGAGGACAACGAUUACGGCCGCGCUGUGGACUGGUGGGGCCUGGGGGUCGUCAUGUACGAGAUGAUGUGCGGCCGCCUCCCCUUCUACAACCAGGACCACGAACGUCUCUUUGAGCUGAUCCUCAUGGAGGAAAUCCGUUUCCCUCGUACGCUCAGCCCCGAAGCCAAAUCCUUGUUGGCCGGGCUGCUCAAGAAAGAUCCCAAACAGAGGCUCGGCGGAGGUCCCAGUGACGCCAAGGAGGUUAUGGAGCAUCGCUUCUUCGCCCCCGUCAACUGGCAGGACGUGGUUCAGAAGAAGCUGGUGCCGCCGUUCAAGCCCCAAGUGACGUCCGAGAUCGACACGCGGUAUUUCGACGACGAGUUCACCGCCCAAUCCAUCACCAUCACGCCGCCGGAUCGCUAUGACAACAUGGGUUCCCUGGAGAACGACCAGCGGACGCACUUCCCCCAGUUCUCCUACUCCGCCAGCAUACGGGAGUAACCGGCAGCAGCGGGAUUUGGCCUCCGAGGAGGAGGAGGAGGGUUUGGGGGUUCGCUCACGGCAAGGCGGGGGGGGGGGGGAAUUUCCCUUCCGUGCCCGGCAGCCGGGGAGCGGGAUGCUGCGGCUCGCCGGUGUCGCGCUGCGGCGCCUUUUGGAAGCCGGACCCCUCCCAAGUGCUCUUGCUCCGUGGCGCCGAGCUGCGCCUCCUGCCCCUAGCCUAGGACUGCUUUGAUUUUAAUUAUUAUUAUUAUUAUUUUUAUUUUUUAAAACUCCUAGAAGUGCUCGCAGCUUUUUUAAACCAACCCCCGUGGCCUUGACACCCCCCCUUCCCCCAGAAAGCUCGGCCAACCCUCCGCCCAGUAAAACCCACUGCUCCCAGUUGGGAGAGAAGCUGUUUCGACAGCGGAAGGGAGGGGAAAACAAACCAGAACCGCGGCUGGGAUCCCAAAUCCGGCUGCCCCAAGAAGGGGGGAAACCCCCGAGACUGUCGCGGGGCCCCUCAAAUCCUCCCGGCUCUGCUCUGAACCGAACUGAACUCACGGCAACCGAAAACCAACCGUAACCACCGAAUCGGCGGAGGGGGAACGCCGCGGCCCUAAGGAAAACACGACCCUAAAAGCAAUAGUUUGGCUUCUCCGGUGCCUUAAAGCCAAGAGUCGCGGUGACGCCGGGCUCGCUCACGCCGGCCACGUCCUCCGGUGAACAACGGCAGCACCAGAACGCUCCCAGCGCGGAGGGACGGGGCUUUUGUCGACGCGACAUCCCCGGCUGCCUGAUCCGCGCCCGACGGUAGACGCCACCGUUACCGCGCCAGCGCGGCACAACGCCGGUGGGACGCGGCACAACGCCGGUGGGACGCGGCACAACGCCGGUGGGACGCGGCGUUUGGGGAGCGCCGCCUUCGCCGCAGCACCCGCACCGGCACGCCGGGCCCAUGACAAGCUGGACUUGCCGCCCGGCAUCUCGUGGCGCAGCCGACGCCGCGGUUUGGAGGUAGGAAUUUGGUGCCUGGUGCCGCUUCCCUGCGGGGAGGAACCGAGAAAAGUCGCUUUUUCUUACUUAGUUCCUAGUUGCCCAAAUUGAGUUGAAUUAACUUAAAAAAGAAUACAGGAGUGGGGAAGGGAAUGACACCCCCCCCCCCUCGACGAGGCGGUGGUGGCCGCGGUGGCCCCGGCGCGGUGGCAGUGGCCAGCCGGCAGCUCUCGCCUACCCUCAAAUUUGUACGGUACAAGCAAUAAAAUGGGGGAUUUUUUGUUC